Ostertagia ostertagi is the source of this 1050-nucleotide messenger RNA. The record is from the annotation of a GenBank genome assembly. NCBI's taxonomy places the organism in Eukaryota, Metazoa, Nematoda, Chromadorea, Rhabditida, Trichostrongylidae.
AUGACCGAAACUAAAUCCCACGGUGAUUUUGAUGAUGAAGAAACGCUGACCGUACAGUUUAAAAAGGCCGAAGACGUGAUAAAUGACAUAGGAAAUGGUCGGUUUUCGGCUAUGGAUUUACAGACUCGCAUUUCGGAAGCUGUCAGCAUCCUCGAAAAGCUUACUCAUGCCGUGUCUACGCUCGGCUUAUUCUCCGACAAUGAGGAGGUAGAAGAUCUUGCGACUUCUUCCAUUCCGUUUCUUCUCAUCCCUUGCUACCUUGGUGUCGCUCAUCAUAAUACCACAACAGAGCCUAGCCAUCGUGCCGACCAAUUGCAACUUGCCAAGGUUUAUUACCGCGAUUUCUUGAAGCGGCUACGCAGUUAUGGCUUCGAGUUUGAACGCGACUACUUUUUCGUUGAAGGAGGACAUGAGGAAGGCACCGAUGCUUCUCGAUCUGGAAUAAAGAAAUUUACCGGCGAAGAAUUGCGAGAACUGAAAAUUGCUAGAUAUCGAAAGCAGCAGGAAUUGAAAAAGACAAUGUCUGAGUUGAAGAAGCAGCUGGAGCAGAACAACGGCGACGAGUCACUCUUGAGAAGUCUCCAUUUGGCAGUGGUAAAAUAUUGGCAAGAAAAAGUUAUCGAAGAACUUGAAUCGAUUGAAGACGAGCUUCCUCUCGUAGAAAUGAUGAAAAAACGUAUGCAAGAAAACAGCAAUGGAUCAGCAACAUCAAAUCGGCCAUUACAGAAAAGUGACACGAAACCAGCACCGUUGCGACCCUUCAUAAUUACACGAACAGAGCAGCAAAAAGCUGUAUUUGGCCUCGGAUAUCCUUCUAUUCCCACGAUGACGGUCGAUGAAUGGUACAACCAGCGAUUCGGUAGCGCAUCGACUACAUCACAGCAACAGCAACAACACCACCAACCAGACGACAGCGAUUCAAAAGUCAACCCGUCUGGAGGACUUGAGGAAGAGGAAGCUGAGGAACGAGAGAGGGCGAGGCUGAUGAGAUGGGAUGAAUAUAAGGACGAUCACCGACGAGGUUGGGGAAAUACACACAACAAGGGAUAA